Messenger RNA from Ochlerotatus camptorhynchus, 897 nucleotides. Its product is annotated as putative nuclease HARBI1. The transcript has 7 exons. NCBI's taxonomy places the organism in Eukaryota, Metazoa, Arthropoda, Insecta, Diptera, Culicidae. The record is from RefSeq and is a predicted model, not a curated record. Bases 1 to 897 code for a protein of 298 amino acids.
AUGCUCCGGAGACGUGAGCUGAGGGAUAACAGUGACCCUUUUUCUCUGAGUGAAAAUGAUGCAGUGCAGUACUUUAGGCUAAGCCGCAAAGCGUUUAAAUUUUUGUUGAAUGUAACGUUGUUCCCGCCAACUUCCAGAUACACUGCUAUGCCUUCUGUAUUGAAACUAGCGACCACAAUCAAUCUCCUUGCUAGUGGGUCGUAUCAAGUGAAUGUAGGAUUGAUUGGAAUGGCCCAACCAUCAGUUUCAUUAGUGUUUAAUGAAGUGAUACUUCUGUUGGAGAGAACUAUAUGCGAAAACUUGAUAAAAUUAGAUCCAGUAUCGUUUUUUGACAAAUUCAAAAUACCCCGUGUAGUGGGGUGUAUUGAUGGUACUCAUAUACCGAUUUUGAGACCUGAUGAACACAUGUACUUUAACUGGAAAGGGUUUCACAGUAUCAACGCUAUGAUGAUAACCGAUCAUAAUUAUCGCAUCCUGGCUGUAAACCCCUGCUACGGUGGCGCCGCUCGUGAUUCCUUUGUGUGGAGCAUGAGUGAAGAGCGAGAAUAUUUCGAGGAAAAUUUCCGAAAUGGGCAAUCGAGAUUGUUAGGUGAUAGUGGAUAUGGGCUAGCACCAUGGUUGUUGACGCCAUAUCGUAUUGUCAAUGAAGGCUCCGGAGAAGAAACAUUGCCUGUUAACAAACCGACGGAUGGACCGUGUCCACGUGGAGAUCCCCUGAGUCUCCUCGGACAGAUUUAUUUAACGGAUCCGUCCGCUUCCAGCCGGUCGACGAUUGCCGGGGAAAUUCCGUCCAUCGGGGAGAAGUUGCUGCGCUCGGGUGUGGUGAAUUAUUCUGCGAACGAAGAAGACAAGGCUACACUUAAGCGUUCCUCCGGCAUGGCAUGGACGUCCAACUAA